Suillus plorans is the source of this 1359-nucleotide messenger RNA. RefSeq names its product AAA-domain-containing protein. Gene Ontology annotation, cellular component: chromosome; nucleus. Gene Ontology annotation, molecular function: ATP hydrolysis activity; ATP binding. The coding region runs from base 1 to 1359 and encodes 452 amino acids. The transcript is spliced from 9 exons. Gene Ontology annotation, biological process: meiotic recombination checkpoint signaling; reciprocal meiotic recombination. The record is from RefSeq and is a predicted model, not a curated record. NCBI's taxonomy places the organism in Eukaryota, Fungi, Basidiomycota, Agaricomycetes, Boletales, Suillaceae.
AUGGAUAAGAGCAAAUCAGAUGUAAUAUGGACCGUGCACGUCGAAGUCCGACUCUCCACGAAAUCUAGACGACGCGUAGAUAUCAUCCAAGGUCUCGUCCGAGACUUUAUUACCAAUAACUAUGAUCCCAUCACACUCCCAUCCAUCCUCAAUGGAUGGGAAGGAGACCCGACCCUUGCUUCAUCGGUGGAACGAAUCGCAAUAUCAGAAUCACCAUGUCCAUUGAAGUUAUUACGCCUCAAAGAGGUGUCACUAGAAAUUCACGCUUACCAACCACACGAAACCGAUGCAGUCGAAGAAUAUGCUAAUGGAGCACCAGGCAGAGAUGGUGAGGAGAACGUGCUCGCUGCGAGCGUGUGCGAACUCCCAUGCAAGGCAUGGGAGGGAUUGUGGGAUGGCUUGAUAUAUGCGGAUAACAUCAAGUUGAAACUACUUGAUUAUAUUCACGCAACUUUUGUUCUGAGUGAUGCUGAUGUCGACUUUAACUUGGUGACAUGGAACCGUGUGGUCCUGUUACAUGGCCCUCCAGGGACAGGCAAGACAUCGUUAUGUCGGGCACUAGCUCAAAAAUUAUCCAUACGAUUAUCUCAUCGAUACUCUCAGUCACGCCUCCUAGAGAUCAACUCUCACUCCCUGUUUUCCCGUUGGUUCUCGGAGUCAGGAAAACUUGUACAGCGUCUGUUCAGUAACAUUAUGGAAAUGGUGGAAGAUGAAGACUGCUUCGUGGUUGUGCUGAUAGAUGAAGUAGAAUCCCUUACCGCAGCCAGAGCUGGCGCCAUGGCAGGCACAGAACCAUCAGACGGCUUGAGGGUGGUCAAUGCUCUCCUCACGCAACUGGACAAGCUCAGGUACCAGAAGAACGUCCUAGUGAUGUCCACAAGUAACCUUGCAAAAGCCAUAGAUUCGGCCUUCGUUGAUCGAGCAGAUAUCAUCCAAUACGUCGACUUACCCCCACGCGAAGCCAUCUAUGAGAUUCUUCGUAGCUCCCUGUGCGAAUUCAUCAAAAAAGGAAUACUACAGGAGACGACAGUACCAGCGCUUGACCGAGCGCUGUACAUUGAAAGCAGCAACAAGAAUCACUCUAGCGCAAGUGGUACCAUACUGCCUUAUUCACCAGAAAACCUUGCGUCUACUUUACUGGCUCUUGCUGAUAAAUGCAGAGCACAGCAACUUUCAGGACGUGCCCUUCGGCGUUUGCCCGUUCUUGCACUUGCGAGGUACAUUGGCAUUGGUGUUAGUACAUCAUCAACCACCAGCAAUCUCAACAGCUCGCGAUUUCAAACUAACAUACGCUUAUGGCUGGAGGCGAUGGAGAAAGUUCUCGAUGAUCGAGCUGCAGAUCACAAAAAACUUUUGUAG